UACUCGGGUGACCCGAAACAAGGAAGGCUAUGCUAAGUUUUCAUUGAGUGAGUCAGCCUCGAGUUCUCUUGUGUAGUGGUUGUGUAGGCAUGGAUUUGGUGUGGUUUCUAACUCUAGUAUUCGGCUAAAUCGACAAAGUGUAGAUCUAGCCUAAUUUACAAUUUAAAAUAAUUGUUGCAAUGGCAUCGAUUUUAACCAAGCCAGAGCUGGCAUCAUGCGGUCUGAAGCCUUCAGAUGGUGUCAGGGACAUGAUUCUUAUAAGUGAAAUCGAUGAGACUGGAAUUAACACAAACCUCAAAGUCAGAUAUCAAAAAGAUUUGAUUUAUACAUUUACUGGCUCUAUCCUGGUGGCAGUCAACCCUUACAAGACCAUCAAAUGUUAUGAGCAGACACACGUGAGUGCAUACAGUGGUCAGAAGAUCAGCCAAGUGGAGCCACAUGUCUUUGCUAUAGCUGAAGCUGCGUAUCAAAAUCUGUUCAGUUCAAACAUCAACCAGAGUUGCAUUAUUAGUGGAGAGAGUGGGGCAGGAAAGACAGAGACAACAAAGUUUAUUUUACAGUAUUUGUGUUCUGUAACUAACCACACCUCAUUUUGGACAGAGCAACAGAUUUUGGAGGCUAACACAGUAUUGGAGGCAUUUGGCAAUGCAAAAACAGUGCGCAAUGACAAUUCCAGUAGAUUUGGCAAGUUUAUGCAGGUUUGUUUCUCUGGCACCCAAAUCAAAGGGUGUAUUGUACAAGACUACCUACUGGAGCAGUCUAGGAUCACAUUUCAGAGUGGCCAGGAAAGGAACUACCAUGUAUUCUACCAACUUCUGGCUGCUGCCCAGGCCUGUCCUCAGCUGGCAGAGACCUACAUGUUGGCCAAUGCCCAGUCCUACUGCUACUUGAAUCAGAGUGGCUGCUACUCACUGGAGGGUGUCAAUGACUCGGCUAUGUUUGACAACCUGCGUCUGGCCAUGAAUGUAUUAGGUAUAACUGAGGAGAUGGCCCACGGCCUGUUCUGUGUUUUGUCUGCUGUGCUGUUGCUGGGGAACUUACAGUUCCAGGGACCAGAUGGAGAUAAAGAAAAAAGUGAAUUUGCACCAGAGGACCAAGUGAUUCUGCACAAAGUUUGUCAGCUAGUCGGCAUUGAACUCAAACCUUUUCAGGAUAUUUCUUUGUUCAGACAAAUUCAAGUGCGGGGGACCAUAACCAGCAUUCCAUUUAAACUGCAAGAGGCCAUUGAAAACCGUCAUGCAAUGGCAAAAGCACUGUACUCCCGAACAUUUGCCUGGUUAGUCGAUGCUAUCAAUAAAUGUACCAACCCUGGAGCCCAUGAGAAAUAUUUUAUUGGAAUCUUGGAUAUUUUCGGCUUUGAAAAUUUUGAGACCAAUAGUUUUGAACAGCUGUGUAUAAAUUUCACCAAUGAAAAACUUCAUCGUUUCUUCAAUCACUAUGUGUUUGCUCUAGAGCAGGAAACUUACCGUCUGGAGGAGAUAGAGUUUUCCCACAUUACUUUCACUGACAACAGCAGGUGUGUCGAGCUGAUAGAGAAACCACCUAAGUGUGUUCUCAAGAUGUUAGACGAGGAGUGUCGUUUUCCACAGGGUACAGACAAGUCUUAUUUGAGCAAACAGCACCAGGAACUGGAGGAGCAUGAGUAUUACAUUAAAGGUGAUCGGCGCAACUGGGAGAUUGAGUUUGGCAUCCAACACUACGCUGGUGUCGUUGUAUACAACAUCCAUGGCUUUCUUGAUAAAAAUAAAGACACACAGCAAGACCAGUUGUUUGAACUAAUGCACACAUCUACAAACUGUUUUGUUAAAGAUCUCACACGCUUCCAGGAUCUUCUAGGUGUGAGGCUUGAAAUUUUACAAGGCAGACAAACUAUAUCCCGCACAGCUCGCAGCAAGCCUACUGUUGGGGAUACAUUUAAACAUCAGCUUAAUGCCUUGGUGGAUGUCCUGGACCUGACCAAUCCAUGGUAUGUGAGAUGCCUGAAGCCCAACUCUGGCAAACGUCCCAAUGACUACCAGGACAAGGAAGUGCUGCUCCAGCUCAAGUAUUCGGGCAUGCUGGACAUCAUCCGCAUCAAACGGGAGGGCUACCCUGUGCAUGUCCCAAUAGAAAUAUUUCUCAGUAAAUAUGCCAUCUUGUCAGACAACUUAGUUGACAACUCUAGUGAUGCUGUUAAAAACAUUCUCACCUCCCUUGGAUUACCUAAAACUGAGUGGCAAGUUGGAAAAACAAAGAUUUUCAUGCGCAACAGUGUGUUUGAACCUCUAGAAGAAAGAAGACAGGACCUGUUGAAAAAAAAAGCUGUUUUAAUUCAAAAAGUCUGGAGGGGUUUUAUAUGUUGGAGAGAUUUUCAAAGAAGGCGUCAGGCAGUUCUAAUACUACAGGACAGCUUCAGGUCAUUCAGACUGAGACUUGAAUUUCUGCGCAAGCGAAGGGCUGCCAUUACUUUACAGUCAUGUUAUAGAGGCAGGCUGGCACGUCUUCUUGCUGCAAAUAUGAAAAUAGAAAAACAAAAAGAGGCAGAGAGACGCCGUUUGGAAGAGUUGGAACGAGAUAGACGGGAAAGAGAACAGGAAUCUGCUGAUCAAAUGGCGAUUGAUGAAGCUUUAAAGAAAAUGAGAAAAAGACAAUCCUGGCAAAAAAUAUUGAGACAAUCCCAGCUUGAGCUGGAGUCACUGACUCACCUAAUUGAGUCAAUGUGGACCCAUUGCCAGCCAGAGGUCACAGCUUCUAAACUUGACCUGGAUGCCAUGUUUGGUUUCCUCAAGGAAGAAAGAAAUGAGAUGAAGGGAGUUAAUACAUCAAAAGAAGCUGCUCUUAAUAAAAUAAAUGAAGAAUUCAGUACCUUGGAUGACCUGUGGAAGGAGGCAGAAAAGGAGUUUAAAGCCAACCACGAACAGGAAAUAGAGCAGGCCUUACGAGAAGUUGACCAGUCCAUAGCUGAGUUUGAUAGCUCAGGCUCAGAGAAGAGCUCUAGACCUAACUCAAUGCUAAUGCCACUGGCUCCACCAUCAAAUCCUCCUCCUGCACCACCAGUUCCACCAUCAAAUCCACCAGUUGCACCAUCAAAUCCACCUGCUCCACCAUCAAAUCCUUUACUUUCCAGGAUGGACUCAGAAGAUAUACCCCCUCCCCCUCCCCCAGCACCUCCACUUCCAGGAGAAGAUAGUUGUGUGCAAGUGGCCACACCUCUAACCCCACCCCCAGGUGUAAGUCAGGCAACUGCUUUCAUCUCUUCCUACAUCAGUCCUCCCCCACCAGCUCUCCGAGAUAAAGGGACAACCCCACCAUUACCUCCCCCUCGCAUCUCAUCAGCAACCACAGGUGAUUUGCCUCCCCCUCCAUCAUCCACCCACUUAGACCUGUCUUCAUUGCCCACUGGUGAUCCCCUGCCUCCACCCCCCUGUGAAGGAGAAAACCCCUAUGCUGAACUCAAGGAAGUGCAUAAAACUAUUCAUGAUUCACUCAUCAACCGUGGCUUCCAGGCUCCUGCCCCCACACCCCCAGCCGUGCCCCCUAUACCACGGUCCUUUCCACCCUCUGUGCCUAGCACACCUAGGUCCAGCAUGGCCCUCCGAAUGAGUGCUGCCCCAGAAGUUGGCCCCCCUAGAGAGCUGGGCCAACUGUCUCCCACCACACGACAGAGACUGAGCUUCCUGAUGUCCCACCCCUCCAGUGAGAUCCUCAGUCCCCAGUCCCCUGGAAGAGAGCUGGCUGAAGGAAUUCCAGAGCCAGAUGCUCUCUUUGACAUGCUGGAGUAUGCAGAGAAGUAUUUCAAUGACCAUGAGAGAGAAUUUGGUGGAACUAUCAUCAAGUCCAUAAAGAAGCGCACUAAACAGUCAUCGUUUAAUGAAUAUUUGACAAGAGAAGAAAUGCUGCGCUACUGUAAGACUGGGUUGAUCCCAACAUCUCACAUCCAUCUGCAUGACAUAGAGAACAUUCAUCAGGCCUGUAACAUAUUUAAGGAACUGACCAGAUACAUCCGAGAUGAAAGUAAAGAUGACACCGCCAUUAGCACGGUCCAGUUUGUGGUCAAGUCUGGCAUAGAGAGGAUAGAGCUGAGGGAUGAGAUCCUGGUGCAGCUGGUCAGGCAGACCAACGAGAACCCUGAAGCUGAUGUGCUCAAGCAAGCCUGGAUCCUUAUGUCUCUGUGUACAGCAGCUUUCUCACCCAGCAAGAACUUGCACAAGUACCUGUUGUCCUACAUCAAACGCUGCUGUUCAGACCCUGUGGGAGGUCGCUAUGCCAUGUUGUGUUACAAGCACCUCACAGUCCCCAGAGCUACCAACAGGAAAAAUCCUCCAUCUACAAUAGAGAUCAUGAGCAUACAGAACUUGAGCCCAAUUAUUUGUAAAGUUUUCUUCAUGGACGGCAAAACCAAGGCUGUGAGUGUCCACUCAGUUGAUACCACACAAGAUGUUCUGGCUAAGGUGGCACGCAGAAUUGGCCUACAGUCUGUGGAGGGCUGGGCACUCUAUGAGGUCAGUAAAGAACUGGAGCGGUUUAUUCGCAGCUAUGAAUAUAUUGCCGACAUACUGGCUCAGUGGGAAGGGACAGACAAACUGUCUGCUCAGCCUAGCAAAUAUGAAACAGUUUCUAAAAAAGGCCCCAAAAUGGCCCUGGGUGGAUGUGAUGCCAAGCUGAUGUUUAGGAAGAGAGUGUACAGACAUGUGCAUGACAUUCCUAAUGACCCUAUUGAGUAUCAUUUGCUCUAUGCUGAGGCAGUUCAAAAAGUUGUUAAGUUUGAUGAGUACAGCGUAUCAGACAAAGUGGGCCUACAGCUGGCUGGCCUACAGGCUCAAGUUAUUUGGGGAGAGUUUGAGCUCAACAAGGAGUUCCGCUACAGUGAGGCUGACCAGUACUUAUGUAAACGCAUCUUAGCUUCCUCUGGGAGGAACUGGUCUCAGGAGGUGGCUAAAGCACACAUGCACUAUGGUGGCACCAAGAGUGAGCUGGAGGCCAAGGUCUGGUACCUGACAUGUGUGAAACAGUUUUCCCUGUAUGGCUGCACCCUGUUCCCCAUCAUGCACAAGGGCAUGUGGUCACACACCAGUGAAUCCCUCCUGGCCAUCAACAUGGAUGGCAUCAAGUUUGUGCGCAGCAAGGACAAGUCAGUGAUCCAUGACCUCAAGUAUUGUGAGAUUGAGUCCAUCUGUAUAGAUCCCAAUGAUAACUACAUGACUCUUGAGCUGUACAGCAUGGCACAAUCUGGCAUAGGCCAGAAAACAUUUGUCUUUGAGACCAGCCACAAGGAGGACAUAGGUCACUUGAUUGCUUCCUACUCACCAACACAUGCCUCUUGGAUGAAAUCUGAAAAUGACAGUGUCAAAAAGAUGAAGCUGACAGAUGAAGACAAGCUGAAGCUGUAUGAGGAGCUGGUGCGUUGCAGGAAAGCUCUGUCUGAGAGCCGGCUCUUACAGCGACCAUCACAUGAUGUAGGCUCUGGCUUCCUUAGAAACACACUCAGGAGGUUGACAAAGUCCAAGAUAGAAAAACUUCGCAGUUUGUCUAGUGCAGAUGGCAGUAGUAACUUCAGUGUGGACUUCUGGUCCUACACCAAGACAGGGAUCAAACAAAGCUUGACCAUCAUUCUUGACCCCAGCAUGGAGGAGUCGGCUGUGAAAAUGUUUUCCCAGCUCUUGGUCUAUGCUGGCAUUGAAGAGUCAGAAGAAACAAAUGAAUUGGAGAAAAUGAACCUUCUUCAGGGACUGAUGCAGAAAUGUUUGGAAAGUGACUUUAUUUGCAAUGAAUUCUACUUGCAGUUAGUUAAACAGACAACUGACCAUCCUGAUGAGAAACGCAACAUGAAGCCACAUCCCAACAGCUCAGUUAACUGCCGCAGUUGGCAGGUGAUGGCAGUCACCAGCAGCACAUUGGCACCUGCAAACAUGCGUGUCCAGAAGUAUGUCCAGUGUCACCUCAAAAAAUGUGCCAUGGACACCACUUCAGAAGAGGGCAAGUUUGCUCGCUUUGCACUAAAGUGCUUAAACAGAACAAUUGAAAAAAAGAGACGCAAGUUUGCUCCGUCUGUCAAAGAGAUCCAGUGUAUAAUACAGAGAAAACCCAUCACACAGAAAAUUUAUUUCCUCAAUGGUGAACAGAGAAUCUUGGAGUUUGAUUCUGCUGGGACCUGUGGGGAGGUGAUCAAGAAUGUGAAGACAAAGAUUGGAAUGAGAUCUGAUGCUGAGUGUUUUGCAAUCUAUGAGAUGAUGGGAAAUUCUGAGCGCGCCAUGUCCAGCGAUGAACGCCUCUCUGAUACAGUGAGUAAAUGGGAGCGCCUGUCUCGCAGUGGAGCAGUCAGAGACCUAAAGCUCCUCUUUAAGAAGCGCUUGUUUAUUGAGCCAUAUGUUAACACAAGUGAUCCAGUAGAAUGUGACCUGCUCUUCAAUCAACUCAUUGAAGAUGUUUUUGAGCAAAGAAUUCCUAUAAGUCAUAAAGAGGCAGUUCAUCUUUGUGCCCUCAAAGUACAGUCUGAGAUUGAAGACAUGAAAACUGGAGACAUAGACUACACGUCUGUGAUGCGUAUACUGCCCAGAGACAUGAGAUGCACAGUGCGACCAGAGGAAGUAGCCACAGCCCACAAGACUGUGCUGGACAUGAGCCCCCACCAGGCUGUUAUCUCUUUCAUUCAUUUAUUAAAAAGCUGGCCACUUUUUGGGACAACUAUAUUUGAAGUUUCACAAACUUACACCUCAACUAUGCCUAAAGUGCUGUUAUUGGGAAUCCACCAAAAAGGCAUUUACCUCCUGGAUAUGGGCACAUUUGGAGUGUUGUCAUCUUUUAGCUACUCAGACAUUGUCCACUCAAGUCCAGCCAUUAAAAGCAUUAUGAUUGUCAUAGGACAUGUUGCUAAAGGAAUCAAAUUUAUGUUCAACACAAAUCAGGCAUCCCAAAUAGCUCAGCUAAUUAAAGACUACACUGAUGAGCUGCAGGCCCGCUACUUGUUAACACCAGCAGAGCAUGCCCAUAGGACCUCACUGCCAUAUGGCCUGGAGGAGCUGGAGAGGCAAAAUGCUUUGAUACAGUCCAUUGACACAGACAGGUUCGACUGAAGAGGAGACUACUGGUGCACAGAAAAUUCUAGUCAGCAAUGAUCAAAUCAAAACAAAUAUUUUUUCCUCUGAUGAGUAACAGUGGUGUUAGAUGUUUUAUUUACACUCAAUGACAGGUUAACCAGUGUUAACUAACAAUUCAUGUACAUGUAUCUAUGUCUCUUCACAUUGUAACAUAUAUUUACUACUGUAAACUUGGAUGGCAUUUAUCAAUGUUGCAUAAUAUUUUAGUGAAUAUUAUCUUGUCAACCCAUGAGGUAGGAUGAAGUCUUCCCCCCACCCUUCUCGCCACCCCCAGCAAUUAGGUCAGAGCCCCCUUCCCCACUACCUUGCUUAGGUCAGACUCGCCCCCUCCCAACAAGACUAGCUUUGGUCAACUCCCUGAAGUAUUGAAAAGCUGCAUGCUUGUAGAGAAAUGUGUUCACUGUUUGUUCCCAACUGAUGCAGCCCUGCUCUAUGUUUAUUGAAUGUGAUAUCAUUGUCUACAUAGAGCAUUUAUCCCAUUGGCGCCUCACCUAUAUGUUCAUUACUCGUAAACCUUGGUUGUCAUAUUUGUACAUUUCUGGAAGGUGAGUUUCCUUAUGAGACAAAAUUGCACUAUACAAGUAUGCUAUAGCUGGACAUACCAAUUUUUGAUAUCCCACAAUGCCUUGAUUUCAUAAUGCAUGUUUUUGCUCUCCUACAGCAGUUAUCUGCUCCACCUAAAUGUUAUCACCUGUAUCAGCUCUGACUUUGGACACCUUUACCUAUAUAUCCUCCCCUGACUGUUCUGUGUUCUCUCAACCAUUUGAUGUACUAUAGAUAUCAGCCAUAUUAUUUGUUAAACAUGACAAUCAUGUUCCAAAACUUGAAAUGAUGUAUUGACUGGAGUCUUCAAUUGAUAUAUUUAUUUCAUCUUCUCUUUUACACAUUUUUUUUUACAUUUUCUAUGUGCACAAUGAUAAUAGAUAAAAAAUGAUCAAUUUUUAAUUGCAUAGAUUUUAUUUUUUAACGUUGAACGUUAAUGUACAAUUGCUAAAAGAUUUAGCCUUUUGGGUUUAGUUACAGUUGAAUUUACUAGAUUUUUUAAAAGUAAGAUUACACUCCAUUACAUUAAAGUAAGGUUACACGCCUUUGAUGAUAAUUAUUUUCUUACAAAAUUUAAAAAAUGUCCACCUUGCUUCUUUCCCUCCCCCCCCCCCCCC
Molecule: messenger RNA, 8236 nt
Organism: Physella acuta
Lineage: Eukaryota; Metazoa; Mollusca; Gastropoda; Physidae
Product: unconventional myosin heavy chain 6
Biological process (GO): signal transduction
Cellular component (GO): cytoskeleton; myosin complex
Molecular function (GO): cytoskeletal motor activity; ATP binding; protein binding
Source: RefSeq, a predicted model, not a curated record